This is a messenger RNA of Acanthaster planci (crown-of-thorns starfish), 3301 nucleotides long. RefSeq lists its product as uncharacterized. The record is from RefSeq and is a predicted model, not a curated record. Lineage: Eukaryota; Metazoa; Echinodermata; Asteroidea; Valvatida; Acanthasteridae.
AAAGACUUGAAGCAGAUGCAGACACAUGAAGACUUGAACAGGAUGAAACUGCUGGAGAUCCUCCAACAUGCUACUUCAUGUGUAGAAGAGAUUAAUGCCCUUGACCAACUGAGGAAAAUAUUACGACCUGAAGAUGAUCUAUCAGGGGAAGAUGACUUUGAACACCAGUGGCUGUCUAUAGCUGCUGACAGUUUGGGAGAUGAAGGUCCAUUUAAUCCCUUUCCUGCACACACACCAGACAGUUGGUUCUCUUCUCAGUCUAAUCUUGACAGAUUUACGUGCUAUCUAUUUGAGAGACGAUAUAGCUGGCCUGAAGGAAGCAAGGGACAUUUAGUCCCACUACUCUACACAGUUUCUACAGAGAGUGAUGCUGUUCUGAAAAGUAGACUCAACAACUUACUAGAUGAAUUUUUGAGAUGGUACCUUUGUCAAGAUGUCUGUCAACCUCUGUUGAAGAGCCUUACAGUUGCAGUUACUCAUGCUUGUGAUAUGCCAGUGGUUCGCAACCAGACAAUGAUCCAUAUAAUGGAGUGGCUACAGUUACACGCCAGUCAUCAUAGCUUCCAUGAACACCUCACUGAUGUACAAACCCUGAUUUUGCGUGGGGUAUGUGAUGUGUGGUCACUUGUUCGGAACACAUCCGUAACACGUCUUGGACGUAUUGCAAGUAAUCUGACAUUACUAGAGUUGGAAAGUUUGUUCUCAGAGCUUGCUAAGAUCUGCCUGAAUCAUGAUAGCAUGUGGCAAUGUGUUGAGGGUGCUGUAAUGGCUAUCAGCCUGUUACUGAAACGUUGCCAGUGGAUUGGUGUACUGCCUACCAGUACCAUGGAAGAGUAUAUGCCUUCACCAGGAAGCAAAAGCCAAUACUAUCUGAAGAGAGAGUAAUCGAAAGUUCAGACAAUGAAGACAUACCGCUUGCUGCACUCAAGAUGGCUACCGCGGUCAGACAGCUCCCUGAGGAUACCUUAACCGUUUUGGAUCCGACCACACUGCCCCCAGACGACGAAGCCUUGGACAUUCUAUAUCCAACCACGUAGCCCCCAGACGAGGAAGUCUUGGCCGUUCCAUAUCUGACCACGCAGGCGCCAGAUGGGGGAGCCUUUGAUUGUCAGUUCCAGCAGCACAUUCUGGUGUAGAAUGCCAUGAUGCUGUCUAAAUUGGACUAUCUGACCAAACUCUGGAGGGGCUACAAGCUUAAGUCUGGGAGCUCAGGGUAGAGAAGCAGUGAUCUCGCCAAACUACCAUCAACUAGAGGACGAACAGGUCCUAAUAGGAUCCAAGGAACAUCCAGCCAUAAUAAACGAGAAUGACUUGGACAAUAUCUUCAUCAAAGUCAACAGCGCCAAGGACUUUCUAGUCAAACUGGUAGGGAAACUCAUUUCCCAGGAAGACCUUGCAAGGUCGAACCAAAAAUACAUAUUUCAAAUUAAACUGCAAGUCACAAAGACAAAAAAUCCUUGUUUUGACUGGGAUAAUUAUGUGUUGUGACGCUAAAUACUGCAAUUUUCGGAAUUUAGGCCGCACGGUGAAUAUAGCUGCACUGCACAAAUAUCUGCAAUUACAUGUAGUUACAGCAGCACGUGAGCUACAUAUAGGGUCGUUGUUAAACCUAAAUUUUCUUAAGUCCUUGAAAUUACCAACUUUGGGAAUUUGAUGGGUAUCCUUCGCUGGGUGAGCCAUGUGGCAGUUCUGUGUGUUCUUUUUUUCAGCACUCACCAAUUGACUACUGAUAAUACACAACAUAAUUAAUUACAUGCAUAGAAACCAAAAACAAAAAUGAACAGAUGCACCACAUGAUUUGUGAGGUGUGGAGUGUGCAUGUACUUACGGUACCCAUGUCCACCUGGGCUGGUUUCCAUUCCAGUAGUAAUGAGUAGAGCAAGCAAGACAUGACUGACAAAGGCACAGUGCAGCGUAUAAUGACCAGAGAUUGUGCUUCACAGCGUUUUAUGAUCUUUGAUAGUCACUGAUAUUAACUGAUGUUAUUAUUGGCACUGAGUAUAAGAAAAAAUCCUAUAGUGCUGCCUCUUCUUUGCCAUUAUAUUUCAGCGUUAGAGUUAAUGUAAUGUAACCAGAGUGGUAAAGCUACAACAAAAUUGAGUCAGUGACCCGAAUAUUUCUUACAAAAGAUAAAAAGAUUUAUUCUUUCCCUGUCGCAAAGGUUAAUGCAGGUUCACUUUUUGUACAGUUGGAUGCAACUACGUGUAUAUCAAAAAUAAACUACAGCCUUAUAAGUUGUAUAUGUAUGUCAUCUGUGAGAGAUAAAAAAAUCCAAAAUCUAUGUUAGCCUUUCAGCCGUAUCCUUUCAUGUACAUGAUUAACAACUUGGCAUACAUACAGUUCAUAAAUACUAAGCUGUCAGUGCACAUACAUGUACAUGUAUUAAAUGGGUUACACUGAUCAUACUCAAUACAUGGCCAAUCAUAUUUAUAACCGGCUCUGUAAAAAAGUGUAUAAUGUAAUUUUUUCUGUAAUCUGAUUUUACCUUCAAUUAGAAUGAGUAACUUAAACCCUUUGCAUUGAUGUAUCAUUUAUUUAGGUAUUUUAAUAAAAAAUGUACAAGUAAGAGUGUUGAGGGUUUCUAUUUAUUUCCACUGUGCAGGGUUCUUUAAAAGGCCUGUAACUCAAGAGUGGCUCUGGCGACUUAUUACCAAUUUUCGCAGAGUGGGUCACAUUUCCAUCUGCAAUUUAACCAAGAAAAGCUCUAAUCAAGAGAUGAAUUAUCCGAUUGAUGUAUAGACCUUAUGCACAUGACGUUACAUUCGAGGGCAUUUCCUUAUUCCACUAAGGUAAGUUUGAGUAAACCAAUUUUGUGCAUUCAUUGUAACAAAAUUAAAAUGACAACAGACAGCACUCUAAGACGCCAACAAUAUACAACCCCUAUAUGUACAUAGGUUCAGUAGUAUACUCAGCAUUACAGGGUGUUAAUGUACCUCCGGAUUAAAUGAGACCUAAACCUUAAACCUGGUCAAUACGUAGGUCACAUUAUUUAAAAAUGCGCAUAACCCAAGUAAAUGUCGAGUAUUAUAAUGAGAUGUUAACACACUGUAAGUACCUGUACAUGUAUGCCAAGUGUGAUCAUUUCCAAACGUGAGGUUUUAUACACUCCUUGGGGGAUGAAGUAUGUAAAAAGUCUGACAGGUAUUUAAGAAAAAGAUUGAUAUCUAUGACCUGGUGUGGGUGUUGCCUUGCAGAAUUUCCCCUCACCCAAAAGUAGUAUUUCAAGAAGACUGAGCAAACUUCAGAUACUGCAAAUGUUUACAUUUUUACAUGUUUACAAUGUGACACCUUGAGAUGUGAC